Exophiala mesophila is the source of this 4559-nucleotide messenger RNA. RefSeq lists its product as uncharacterized. Bases 326 to 4189 code for a protein of 1287 amino acids. The transcript has a single exon. Gene Ontology annotation, biological process: RNA processing. Gene Ontology annotation, cellular component: cytosol. Lineage: Eukaryota; Fungi; Ascomycota; Eurotiomycetes; Chaetothyriales; Herpotrichiellaceae. The record is from RefSeq and is a predicted model, not a curated record. Gene Ontology annotation, molecular function: mRNA binding; protein binding.
GUAAAACAACCGUGCCGUGCCGUUGUUGCCUCGAGGGAAAUGCGAGAGCGCAGAUGAUUCUUCUACCCGCGUCAGCUAUCAUCAAUUCAACGUCGACAUCAUCCCAACACCAAGACGUCUCUCUCGCGCGAGCGUAAGGAGCCUUCGAGUCUUCUUCCAUUGUCAGAUCCCUUCGCCGAGUGUAUAGCAUGGCCGGCGAAUCCCUCGUUUCUUUUCCUCGAUUUGUCGGAACAAAAGCAUGGCCAGCCUGGAUUGAAAGCAUUUCACAACAUCAUUAGCCACUUCUCUCAACGACCCUCUAUCUAACCCCUCAGCCCACGCGAUCAUGGACAUCAACUCUCUACUGUCUCCUUCCGAGACCCCUCGCGCCUCCUCUCUCACCCCUACCAUGGCAACCCCGCCAGUCGUCCCUUCUUUAAAACAUGCCACCGUCCAGCGCGCAAGUUCUUCAACCUCACUCCCUCUUUCUACCAAUUCUCCACUCUCAAGAGCCAUACAUCCUCCAUCUAGCAUCCCACCUCAUGUUCGCAGUCCCUUGCAACAACCCGCCCACUCUUCUCCGCUCAUCAGUCCAGUUCCUGCCGGCACUGUCGCUCAGCUCCUGCCCAGGACGUCCUCCACUCAGAGCAUCGAGACUCUGGCCGAUCUCUCCUCCUUGCAAACACACCAGACUGCAAGAGUGACUCCUCCAAUCAUGAACAGAGGGGACUCGACCGACAGCCAAAAGUCCUCUGCAGGACCAUAUCCCACUCUCCCUGCUGCGGCUGCCACUUCACAGCCUCGAACCUCUUUCGACAUUGCCAUGGUCGAGACUCCCAAUAAAGAAGUCUUGCGGUCCGAUUACUCCAAUACCUCUCUAGGGCUGGACGCUCAGCAACGCCUGGCGGUCCUGGUCGCGUAUAUUCAAGAAACCCCAUCCUCCUACGAGGCUCAUACGGAAAUCAUCAAGAUCCUCCAUCACGGCUUUGUCGAUUAUAUAUAUCCCUCCUCAGACCCCAACGCGCGCCGUAAUCCGAAAUCAUACGAUCUCUUACCCGAGCUGCGCCGCGCUCGUGAAAAUUUGGAUAAAUUAUUUGCGGUAGGAGAAGAACAAUGGCUCGAUUGGCUUCAAGACGAGAGCAUUCUGGCAGAGACUGCAGACGAACGUGUUGCUGUUGUGGACAAGUGUCAGCGUGCUCUAUCCGAAGAACUUGGUAGCGUAAGACUCUGGAUAACAUACGGCGAAUGGGUUUUACACUGCUAUAAAUGGGCCCAGGAUGCACUCGGUGAUCCUCAAGCCGAAAAUCUCGAUCCUGAACGCUUAAUUGGCCGUGAGGUCUUUGACUGGAAGACAGUCUUGGACAUCUGGGCUGAUGCCGUCCAGCACACAAAGACAGAUAUGAGCCGGAGCCACGAAGUCUGGAACAAAUUUUUCCGCGUGCAAUUUGGCGAGCCCGGCACCGAACUCGCCAUCAACGAUGCUACCGAAGCCCUCUCCCUCUUCCAAACAAGACUUCGUGUUCCCCAUGCUCAAUGGCAACAUACUUUCUCUGCAUUCUCUAGCUUUGUUUCAGCAAAUGUACCGCCAGAUGAGUAUGAGGCAGUGAUGGCAUCUACCCUCAAGGACUCGGCCAUGGCAAAGCAGAUAUUUGCAGACCGAGACCAUCUAGAAACUGCUAUCGAGCAAGCAAAGAAUACCGGGGACCAAGCUGCUGAAUUUCAAGCUUUCUCGGCCUACAUAGAAUGGGAGAGAGCCCAACGCGAAAUCUCAAAAAAUGGGAAGGCCAGAGGGAAGCGCAGCCAACUGGCCAUUUCUACAGCCGACUUCGAUAUGAUUGCUGCUCUCUUUCAACGAGCCGAGCUGCGUUUCCCAUCGUCCUUGCCCAUCUGGGAGGAACACAUCGAACACAUCCUGGCAAAUUCAAAAGCCGACGCAUUGCCUCUCCUUGCGAGGGCCACCAAACAUUGCCCUUGGUCUGGUUCACUCUGGAAACAGUAUUUGUUAACAUCCGAACUCAUGGAACAACCUUUCGACGCAACCGAGACGAUCAAACACAAAGCCACUCAGACGGGAUUGUUGGAUGCCGCUGGAAUUGAAGAAGCCCUGGUUGUCUACGAUGCAUGGUGUGGCUAUCUUCUGCGUCGCACGAGACGUCCAGAUGCCACCGAGGAAGAUGCUGAUGUUGCUGAGAUGGGGAUCCGGUCUUCAAUAGAGGCCGUGCAUAGCCUCGCUUCGAAGCUCGGUAUGUCCUCCGAUUUCGACUCCACUUUUCGCCUGCAGCGAAAACAUGUUGAGUAUCUCAAAUCUCAACACCGCCUAGACAAUGCAAGAGCUCAAUUCGAUGAGAUGAUUGCGGAUUACGGCAAAUACUACAAGUUUUGGCUACGUUUCUACGAUUUUGAGCUCCAGAAGAACGUCCAGAUGGCCUUUUCACACAGCAAUGGCGCUGACAGACUCGCUGCAAUCUCAUCGGCCCCGUUCGCCGCUGCCAUCCUCAAACAGGGGCUCCAACAGUCUCAACUUGACUUUCCAGAGCCCUUGAUUGAGGCUUUGAUCAAUCACUGUGAAGACUAUGAAGACGCUGAGGAGUUGCAAAGUGCACUGAGCCUCGCACGCAAGGUGCGGAAGACACUCGCAGUCAAAAGACAUCAAGAGGCACUUGAAAAUCCGGUACUCGUCACUGAUGCACAGGCAGCAGAGGUGCAAGUGAAGGACGACUAUGAGCUCACAAACGGGCUGUCAAUUGGAAAGCGCAAGCGCGACAAUGAUGUCGAUGACGUCGAUGAAAAGACCAAGCGGCGGAGGAGCAAUGAUGAUUCUGAACAGCCGCUAGAGUCAAUCGAUAAACCUGAUCAACCUCUCAAACGUGACCGCGAGCAUGCCAGUGUAUUGGUUCGUGGUAUACCGGCAAAUCUAGCUGACUCUAAAAUCAGGCAAUUCUUUAGCGCUUGUGGCACAGUCAAAAGUCUUAGGCCGCUGCAGGACGAGGAUGGCAGUGUCGUUGUCGAGUUUGAAGACGCCGAUGCUGCUAACUAUGCCCUUUCUCGCGAUGGUCGGGAUCUCGAUGGAUCAGCCUUGUCCGUCACUCUCAACACAGGCUCCACUCUUUAUGUCACCAACUAUAUUGCAGCAGCAGACGAGACAUAUAUCCGAGAUCUUAUGAGUCCGUACGGAGACAUCAUUAGCAUCCGCUUCCCGUCGUUGCAGAAGAACAAGAGACGCAGAUUUUGCUAUGUGGACUUCAAGCGGCCCUCAGCUGCCCAAGCUGCUACCAAACUCGACGGAAAAGAGAUUGAUGGUCUGGCAAUCACGGUCAAAAUCUCAGAUCCGUCGAUCAGGCAGCCUCGUACAGAGCAAGCCGAUGGACGAGAGCUCUUUGUGGGUCAUCUGCCUUUCAAAGCCACGAAAGAGGAUAUUGAACAGGCUUUUUCGUCUUUUGGCACCGUCGAGCACGUGAAACUCCCUCAAGACCCCAAGUCGAGCUCACGAAACCGUGGCAUCGCGUUUAUCACGUUCGCGACGUCGGACGAGGCACAAGCGGCUUUGGCUAUGCAUCAGCAGGAUAUCCUCGGGAGAAAAAUCACCGUCAGUCAGGCUACCGAAAAAGGACCCAGAGGUGCCCGGUCCGUCAACGGCAGAUCAAAGUCACCGUCCGUCGCGGUCGAUGACAAUGAUAAAGCCUCUGCAAAGGGUUCUCUCCAGGCUCAAGAAGAGUCAGAAAUCGAAGACCGACGAAGUCGAACUAUUGCCAUAUCCGGUCUUCCUGACACUAUCAAUGAGAGCCGGCUGCGUGUACUGGCCGAGAAAUUUGCUCCUGUUCGCAAAGUGAUACUCAAGACAAAUCACCAAGGUGCUCUAAUUGAGUUCGAGACGAUCGCCGAUGCCGGUCGUGCUUCGAUUGAGCUUGAGGGGUUCGAGAUCAUUCCAGGUCGCAAGAUCCGCAUCACGACGGAAAAGGAGAUGCUUCAACAGCAAGCCGAGCACAAGCAAGAACAGUUCGUCAAGAAGGCUACCGUUGGUCAUGCACUUUCCAAUGGACCUGUGAGAAGGCCCAACCAGCCGGGUACAAGAAAGGGUGGACACCUUGGACAGCGAUCUAAUAUGGUGUUUGCGUCGGCCAAGAAGGAAGCUGAGGCUGCAACAGAUGAGAAGCCAGGGGUCGGAAAAACCAACGACGAUUUCAGGUCACUAAUGAAUAAUAAGACAUAGGAAAGGGGGGAAACAUGGUGGUAAUGGUGGAGCCAGAGACAACCGGACGGGAACAAAAUGUGAUUUAUGCCAUGUGGUAGGGGCAGGCCAAAUGCGACGAUGUCAGGGAGGGCCUACUAAGACGCAUGGCGAAAUUAGGGAUAUGCUUCCUUGUGCAGACCUGAAAAGGGGAGGGAAAGGUUCGAUGACCUAGGAGUCUGAUUGGUGUGAUGUAUGAUAGAUCAAAAAAAUUCAGGUGGAGCUACGUGUCAUCAAAGAUGGUGAAUCGUAUAUUGAAACUUGAGCUUUGCAGAUGAUCUUGUGGCAAUACUGGGAUCCCACAUGAAGCUUCUUUUGUUUAUUUCUCUAUCGAUACCCGACCCAUGGUUAA